AUGGCACCAUCUUUCAACGAGACCUUUGCAGUCUCAGACAAUGUUGCCGUUAUCGUUCCUGAGACCGGCGUCCAAGUAACCUAUCGUGAAUUAUCUCAUCAAGUUGGACAUUUCCAAAAUGUUUUUAAUGACCCAGAAUCACCACUUUAUAAUGUUAUCGGUAGACAAAGUCCUGUAGCAAUUUCUCUGCGCAAUGGGCUGGAAUUCAUUGUAUCCUUCUUGGGUACAACAAUGGAUGGAAAGGUAGGUGCACCUCUUAACUCAAACUACAGAGAACAAGAAUUCAAUUUUUAUCUGGAAGAUUUGAAGGCUAAAGCUGUUGUUGUUCCAAAGGGUACGGUAAAGGAAACUCCAACUGCUGAAAUUGUCAAGAGUGCUAAAAAAUUCGAAUGUUUUAUCGUAGAGGUAUUUUUCGAUGUAAAAAGAUUUAGACUUGAAUAUGACGUCUAUUCUGCAAAGGACGGUUACUCUAAAGUGCAAUACAGCUCUUUGAACAAUGCUGUAUUCUUCAAUUUGGAUGACAAAAAGUUCCCAGGAUUUGCUAGAUCUAAUGACGUUGCCCUUGUGUUACACACCAGUGGUACGACUUCAAGACCAAAGACUGUUCCAUUGUUGCAUUUAAACAUUGUGAGAAGUACGGAAAAUAUUUCCAAUACCUAUAAAUUAACCCCUCAGGACCGUUCCUAUGUGAUCAUGCCUCUAUUCCAUGUACAUGGAUUAAUUGGUGCACUUUUGUCCACUUUUAGAACGCAAGGUUCUGUCGUGGUGCCAGAAAAAUUUGGUGCCAAGAGAUUCUGGGACGAUUUUGUUAAGUACGGUUGCAACUGGUUCAGUUGUGUACCAACAAUUAGUAUGAUCAUGUUGUCAAUGCCAAGACCAACGCCAUUCCCUAACAUCAGAUUCAUCAGAUCUUGCUCUUCAGCACUAGCACCAACUACUUUCCAAAAAUUGGAACAAGCAUUCCAAGCACCUGUAUUGGAAGCAUAUGCAAUGACCGAAGCUGCUCAUCAAAUGACUUCUAAUAACUUGCCUCCUGGAAAGAGAAAGCCAGGUACUGUGGGACAACCACAAGGUGUAGAAAUUGUCAUCCUUGAUGAGAAGGAUAACAAAUUGCCCCAAGGCAAAAUUGGUGAAGUUUCUAUUAGAGGUGAGAAUGUGACUCCAGGUUACGCUAACAACGCUAAGGCUAAUCUGGAAAACUUCACUCGUAGAGAAAACUACUUCCGUACUGGUGAUCAAGGAUUUUUCGAUCAAGAGGGAUUCCUUGUUCUUACUGGUCGUAUCAAGGAAUUGAUUAACAGAGGUGGUGAAAAGAUCUCGCCUAUCGAACUAGAUGGUGCUAUGUUAUCACAUCCAGCAGUUAAAGAAGCUGUUUCUUAUGGUGUGCCUGAUGAAAAAUAUGGCCAAGCGGUUCACGCUGCUGUGGUUUUGGAAUCGGGUAAAACAUUGACUCCACAAGAUUUGGCUGACCACAUGAAGCAAAGAGUCUCUGCGUAUAAAGUUCCAGUUGAAUUUAACUUUGCUGACAAGCUACCUAAAACUGCUACAGGUAAGAUUCAAAGACGUAUCAUUGCCGAAGCUUUCUCUAAGAAGCAGAGUAAAUUGUAG
Molecule: messenger RNA, 1608 nt
Organism: Zygosaccharomyces rouxii
Lineage: Eukaryota; Fungi; Ascomycota; Saccharomycetes; Saccharomycetales; Saccharomycetaceae
Gene: PCS60
Product: Pcs60p
Exons: 1
Coding region: 1-1608 (535 amino acids)
Biological process (GO): fatty acid metabolic process
Molecular function (GO): medium-chain fatty acid-CoA ligase activity
Source: RefSeq, a predicted model, not a curated record